GGAAUUUUUUAUUUUUUUUUUCGAAACAAGAAAAAAGCCUUCUUGCUUCUUCCCCGCCUCCCAUGGCAAUUGAAAACCUGUAUUCUUUGUCUUGCUAACAAUAAUUCAUAAGGGAGAAAGUAUGCUUUUCCUACCAGCUCGGAAACUUUUUUUGAGUUCAUCUUCGAAGACAUUUCUGCUUCUAAAAUCGUCGACUGCCCCGGCUACUUACGCCUGCUUACAUUCGCUCCAUGAUUGUUCUUCUACUUCUCCGAGAACACUUCGUUUUUACUCCUCUAGUCGAUUUUUUUUGCAUCUAAGUUAUCAGAGGGCCUCUCGCUGCAGUCAUACGCCCUAUUCCGCCACGCCUGUUCCUAGACAAUUUUCUGGUGUCAAUGAUGAGAGUCUGGGUAAGCAAUUCAUUGAUGAUAAGAAGCUGAUGAUAUUAAGGAAGAAGUUGCAGGAAAUUGGAAUUGAUGGCAGUUCAUGCACGCCGGGCCGAUAUAAUGGUUUAGUUUGUCCAAGUUGUAAAGGCGGAGAUUCACAUGAGAAGAGCCUAUCUCUUUCAGUCACCGAAGAUGGCGGUGCAGCAGUGUGGACCUGCUUUCGAGCUAAAUGCGGGUGGAAGGGCGCUACUACCCGUGCCUUUGCAGGUGUAAAAUCAACUUAUUUAACAAAGAGUAAAAUAAAAAUAAAGGAAUCACGUAGAACAAUCACAGAGGAGAGUAUAGGACUGGAACCUUUGAGCAGUAAGCUACUUGCAUAUUUUGCUGACCGCGUGAUCUCUGGUGAAACCCUACGGAGAAAUGCUGUUAUGCAGAAGAGGAAGGGAGAUCAGGUUGCCAUUGCUUUCACUUACCACAGAAAUGGAAAGCUCGUAAGCUGCAAAUAUCGUGAUACUGCCAAAAGAUUUUGGCAGGAAGCAAAUACUGAAAAAAUAUUUUAUGGGCUCGAUGAUAUAAAGGAAGCAAGUGAAGUCAUUAUUGUUGAGGGUGAAAUGGACAAGCUUGCUAUGGAAGAAGCAGGCUUCAAAAAUUGUGUGAGUGUUCCUGAUGGUGCCCCUCCAAAAGUCUCAGCAAAGGAAUUGCCCACAGAAGAAAAGGACACCGGCUUUCAGUACUUGUGGAACUGCAAAGACUAUUUCGUAAAGGUGUCUCGUAUAAUCCUGGCAACUGAUGGUGAUAAACCUGGCCAAUCUUUAGCUGAAGAACUUGCUCGUCGUCUUGGGAAAGAAAGAUGCUGGCGUGUGCAUUGGCCAAGGAAGGAUCAUAUCAGCUCGUUCAAUGAUGCAAACGAGGUUCUAAUGUUUCUGGGUGCAGAUGCUGUAAGAGUUGCAAUUGAAAAGGCAGAGUUGUAUCAGAUACAGAAUUUAGAGAACAGGUGUAGCUAGCUAUUGAUGAACAAUAUAUACUCUGGAGUUUGGUUUCGAGAGGAUGAUUUUUCAUUGCUUAUUUGAGUAUAUUUUAUAAACAAAUUCAGAGCUCGUGAAAGAUGAAUUUUUAUUUCAAUAACAAGUUUUUAAAUGCUUCCUC
Molecule: messenger RNA, 1511 nt
Organism: Salvia miltiorrhiza (redroot sage)
Lineage: Eukaryota; Viridiplantae; Streptophyta; Magnoliopsida; Lamiales; Lamiaceae
Product: primase homolog protein-like
Exons: 13
Coding region: 122-1369 (415 amino acids)
Molecular function (GO): 5'-3' DNA helicase activity; single-stranded DNA binding
Source: RefSeq, a predicted model, not a curated record